Messenger RNA from Alternaria atra, 3750 nucleotides. RefSeq lists its product as uncharacterized. NCBI's taxonomy places the organism in Eukaryota, Fungi, Ascomycota, Dothideomycetes, Pleosporales, Pleosporaceae. The record is from RefSeq and is a predicted model, not a curated record. The transcript has a single exon. The coding region runs from base 1 to 3750 and encodes 1249 amino acids.
AUGGCGCCCUCAGGGACUUCGAUGUUCUCCAAGCUCAGGCCCGGUCAUGCGAAGCGGAAUGCCUCGAGUCUCGCUUCACCAGAGCCCGUUGCAAGCCCCGCCGCUCACGCCCAUCCUCUACCCUCGCCGUCGCAUAAUCCCGAGUACUUCUCCUCACCACGCUUCAACGACAAUGCCAGCUACACCUCAGGCUCCCCCAUAUCGCCCUAUCCGCCCCAGCUGCCGCCCAUUACACGCGUCACCUCGAAGCUCGACAAAGCCGCGUCGCCUAAUAGCUCCCAAUAUACCACCAGUCAGCAUUCGGCGAGUACUGGGGGCAGCAGCAGUAAGAUGGCACAGGAUCGCGGCAUGCUCUCUCCGCCCCAAAGGACACAGGACCACCUGUCCCCUGGCUAUGAAAACAAGCCGCCGUCUGCACGCUCACACGCUGGAAGCACACCCACGAGCGCUCAUCGACCGACCCCGGGCUUCCCUCAAAAGACAGUACCUACGCCAGCGUCCGAGACACCUCCCCAACCAUCCUCCCAUCUAGCACCUUCCGUCAUAUCUCCCAGCUAUUCAAACUUCUCCAAGUCACAGACAUCGCUGCUGAGUGGCAUCAGCGAUAAACUUACGGGCAGUUCCAAGAGCACCUCGACACCGACAGCCGCCCCCAGUAAGUCAAGAUCGAGACUAACCCUGCGCAACCCCAUGUCGCUUCUAAUGCGACGGAGGUCUGGACAGACCCUGGAUCCUCUCGCCGACGAGUCGCUCGUCACUCAACGCUCGCCUUCCAACGUCCCUCCCAUGCCCGACAACUACGACCCCAGCAUCCGCGGAAAGAUUAGACACGAUUUCGAUGCGCCUAGACUAAACCGAGGUUACUCCUACAACAAUGCGUUGGAAGGGGGCGAGGCACAGCAGGAAAUAGGUCGUGUCAGCCCGCCCAAGAUUGAGAAAGAGCAUACACCCGUGUUCCGUGAACACUUUGACGAUGACACCAGCUACGAGCAGUCGCAAGCUGCUAUAAGGGCAGAGCAGUUGGUGAACAAGGACUUCCUCGCAAGAAAUUCUGUACAAUUCCCACCACCCGAACGCUCAGUUCCUCCCCCACCACAACCCAUGAACUCGCCGCCACCGCCUCCGCCACCGCCACCGCCUCCUCCACAAUCGUCUCCACCACCCCAGCCGUCAUUCCAAGCGUUUGAAAGCGGAUCCUCGGUCUUAUCGCCCGUACAGGAGUCGGAGAAUCCCCUGGACGUGUCUACAGAUGUCACCCCACGGAAGAGGAAGUCGACCAAGUCACCACCACCGCCUGCACGAUCAAGGGCAACAUCCGUUACAGACCCAUCGUUUCAGCCAGCGGGGCUACCAGCACAUUUCAGCAGUCGAGCAUCCAGAUUCAGCUUCCAGAUAUCCGGUGGCACGGAUUCUGCGCAAGAGAAGCUGCUCGAGGAGCGACACAAGGCAAAGGAGGCGGAGAAGAAGCAGGCGCGGAACUCUACCAACUCAGUCGAAGACGAGUACGAUGACUACGGCAUGGACGAUUACGACGACAUGGACGGCGGUUUUGAUGAAGAGAUACCAAUGCUGGGUGAAGAGGACGAGUUUGGGGGCGGGCUAGGAGAUCAGACACUGGAUUCCGGAAUGAACGCUUUCGACUUCUCAUCUCUGUCGAUACAGCAGAAUAUGAGCAACACAGCGAGCCCAAUGAACCUAACGCAGACGCCUGUUGAUAUCAACGGAAACCCUAUCGGUUUUGCCAUGUCGCAAGAGAUGCUCCAGCAAUACCAGAUGUCAUUGAUGAGCGGUCAAUCGAUUCAACAGAAUACAGCAAAUAUGCAGACUUAUGGACUGGGUCUAACCAGUCUUUCGGGUAAGCCUGCUGAGUCCUCUCCGGUCAAAUCUCCCGAGACGUCUGAGAAUGCAGUCCCCUCAGACGCCAACCAACAAAGCUUCGAAAAUAUUGAUCUCGAUGACGAUAUGUACUUUGACGAUGGACUUAUUGGUGACCAGGACGACAUCGAGUCUACAGAAUUCGACGAGAAUGUCUUCGAUGACCCUAAUGGGCCAUUGUACGAAAGGAAGGUCAAAUUUGCUGAAGACGAGUUAUCGCCGGCUACUCAUCAGCCCCGUGGGUUUGAUGUAUUGAGCUCAGAGACAGGCUAUGAAGCGGAUGAUGACACUGUAUCAAAGCACCUCGAGAAGUCGGAGCCUUCACUGGCACACAAGACUUCCAUCGCACAGCAGCGACCUGUGCCCAGUUUCGACAACCUCAGCGCAUAUCACAGUGCUCUUGCCGAUGCCGCUACGCGUGCUGAGGCUGCUGGCCGAUUUGCAAGGAAGGCGAGCGUGGACGCCGGUCAAACUAACUUUGACGUCGACGAUCAGUCGUCGCUCAGCAACUCGCGACCCAGCCUUGUUCCUGACGAUGGGCGUUUCAGCGUAGAUACCCUUAGCUUCCCGCAGGAUGAUGAGAUAUACGGCAUGAGCUCCGGUUUCGUUGACGACUACGACUACAGCGACUUUGACUCUGCUAUGGAGGAUGACCCCAUCAUUGCCGAGGCAAAUGCUGAAGCCCUGGCCUAUGACGAUGAGGGAUUCUACGGCCAAGAGUUUGGUUUCUACGCUUCUGCAGUCGGCGAGUCACCAAGCGCUUGGGGUGGCUUCUUUGGACCAUCUGGCCUAGGUCGCACAGUCAGUGGUCGCAACGCUGUGCGAGAGCCGAGUUUGACACCUAUCACGGAGCGCAGCGAGUACAGCACGCGCAAUUCUUUCAUCAGUCUCAACCACUUCCGCGAUGGACAGCAACCAAUGUCGAGCCCCGGCCUGGCACAGCUUGCUCGUAUGAGCCCGUAUGGCUUUCCUGGACCUGCAGAAGAAGACAUGAGUCUUGAUACGUUAAUGAAGUUGCGAAAAGGCGCCUUUGGUGGAAGUGUGGCUAGUCUACCGGCCAGUGCCGCUAAUAGCCCACGCAACUCUUCACCCAUGGGCAUGCAGUUCGUACCCCGGGCGUCAAGCCCUGUUGGUAAUCGCAUGAGAGAGCAGCCUUCCGACUCCCUCGAGAGCUCAUAUUCCUCCAACAAUAUCUCUUCUGAUUACCAAGAUGAUCAUGAAGGCCGCGAGGAAGAUGAUGACGGACUCAUGGAUGCUGUUAAUGGCGCGUACGAGUCUGGAGGAUCCAGUGAAGAGGACUACGGUGCAGUUGAACGGCCUGAAAGCCCUACUCUCACAGCUAGCGAUUAUAACGGUGUCGCUAGCCCAACUGGAUACGGCAUCGGGAAUGAAGCACCACUUCUUCCUCCGAUUUCCGAACUGUACGCUCAGCACAACAUGAGUCUAGCCUUGUCCCCAGGUGGUAUGUCCGCAACUUCACCUUCCAACAUUUCCCUUCCCGUAUCGCCAUUCCCAAUGCCGCUCUCUUCGCCAUACCUACCGCAACAUCAAAAUCGACCGCCGAAUCCACCUUCAAUAGACACGUCGCUUUCCUCGCCAUCCGCGCCCACUGUUUCUACAUCCGGCGGACCACGGAGACAGAGUAUGGGUCUUAGUCCGAUCUCUAACUCUUCUCCCAUCACGCCGAAUGGUGGAAGCGGCGGUGGAUGGAACCGUGGACAUAGCAGGAAGGGCAGUGCGGCAGAUAGCGUGACAUAUGUACGUGAGCACGACGAAGCUGGUGAGGGAAGAUGGGUGCUAGAACGUCGACGAACGGCUGAAAGUGGUGAGCUGGAAUUAAUUGGCAGGGAGAUUGUAGAAGGCGGACGGAUAUAA